This is a messenger RNA of Euleptes europaea (tarantolino), 2058 nucleotides long. RefSeq names its product zinc finger protein 883-like. Gene Ontology annotation, biological process: regulation of transcription by RNA polymerase II. The record is from RefSeq and is a predicted model, not a curated record. The coding region runs from base 1 to 2058 and encodes 685 amino acids. NCBI's taxonomy places the organism in Eukaryota, Metazoa, Chordata, Lepidosauria, Squamata, Sphaerodactylidae. The transcript has 5 exons. Gene Ontology annotation, cellular component: nucleus. Gene Ontology annotation, molecular function: DNA-binding transcription factor activity, RNA polymerase II-specific; RNA polymerase II transcription regulatory region sequence-specific DNA binding.
AUGUCGGGUUCAAUUUUGUCGGGGACGGAAACCAGCAGCCUGAGCGACCCGCCCCCUUCCCCGGGUGCACCAGUCUCCUUAUCUCAUGGCUGGAGGUGGAAGAUGCGCCUCGCCGCCGCUUCACACCAUCCCACCCCCAGGAGAGGAGGUGCCCACCCAGCUGUGCCCACCCAGCCACCUCCCCCCGUCCUUUACGGGUGCAACGAGGCCUGUGCGGCCACGCUGCGCCCACCUUCCCCCGUCCAGGCGGCUGCUUCCAGCCUGGGCUGCACCUUGCGUCCUCUCCGGCCAGCGGGAUGGUGUGAAGCAGCGGCGGCAGUGGAAGUGAAGAGAUGCUAUCAAUCCACCGUCUUUGUGGAGGAGCAGAAAUGGCUGCUUCACCUCCAGUACAGAUCACAGCUCCUUGUACACAAAAGAAUACACACAAAGGAAAAACCCUUUGAGUGUUCAGAAUGUGGAAAGAAAUUCACUGUGAGUUCCAGUCUCCAAAUAAAUCUAAGGACUCACACAGGGGAGAAACCUUUCGAAUGCUCAGAGUGUGGAAAGAGAUACAGUUGCAGUUCCAGCCUUCUGCAACAAAAGAGAACCCACACUGGGGAAAAACCAUUUGAAUGCUCAGUGUAUGGAAAGAAAUUCAAUCAGGGUAGUGAUCUUCAAAGGCAUCUAAGAAUGCACACAGGGGAGAAACCUUUUGAAUGCUCAGAGUGUGGAAAGAGAUUCAUUUCAAGUGGCCGUCUUCACCGCCAUAAAAGAACCCAUACAGGGGAGAAACCAUUUGAAUGCUCAGUGUGUGGAAAGAGAUACAGUAGCAGUUCCAGUCUUCAAAUGCAUCUAAGAAUCCACACAGGGGAGAAACCAUUUGAAUGCUCAGAGUGUGGAAAGAAAUUCAUUCAGAGUUCUGAUCUUCAAAGGCAUCUAAGAACCCACACAGGUGAGAAACCUUUUGUAUGCUCAAAAUGUGGGAAGAAAUUUAGUCAGCGUGCCCAUCUUCUACAGCAUCUAAGAACCCACACAGGGGAGAAAUCUUUUGAAUGCUCAGAGUCUGGAACAAAAUUCACUUCAAGUGGCCAACUUCAACAGCAUCAAAGAACCCAUGCAAGUGAGAAACCUUUUCAAUGCUCAGAAUGUGGGAAGAAAUUCGGUCGGAAAGUCCAUCUUCUGCAGCAUCUAGGAACCCACACACAGGAGAAACCUUUCGAAUGCUCAGAAUGUGGGAAGAAAUUCAGUCGGAAAGUCUAUCUUCUGCAGCAUCUAGGAACCCACACACAGGAGAAACCUUUCGAAUGCUCAGAAUGUGGAAAGAAAUUCAGUUUGAGUUGCACUCUUCAACGGCAUCGAAAAAUCCAUAUAGGGGAGAAACUGUUUGAAUGCUUGGAAUGUGGAAAGAAAUUCUAUAAAAAUAGUGAUCUUCAAAGGCAUCUAAGAUCCCACACAGGGGAGAAACCGUUUGAAUGCUCAGAGUGUGGAAAGAGAUUCAGUUACACUUCCAGUCUUCAAAAGCAUCGACGAAGCCACACAGGGGAGAAACCGUUUGAAUGCUCAGAGUGUGGGAAGAGAUUCGGUUACAGUUACAGUCUUCAAAAGCAUCGACGAACCCACACAGGGGAGAAACCGUUUGAAUGCUCAGUGUGUGGAAAGAGAUUCAGUUCAAAUAACUAUCUUCACCAGCAUCAAAGAACCCACACGGUAGCACUUGCAGGAUGCCCUGCUCAGAUCAGCGAUGCUGUUGUUGUGGCACAAGGGGGAGAGGCGGCCCCGCAGAUACGAGGGAUGAAGGGCUUUAUAUGUGACAGCCAAUACAAGGCCUGGGACCUUCGCAUCUUUGGGACCACCUCUCCUGGUGUGCCCCCAGAGAGCAUUGCACUCGAGAAGUAUCAACUCGCUCAUGCUUCCCAGCCCAAGGAGUGCGUGGCCGUCCUCGACAAGGGCCAGGGUGUUUUCUGCCUUGGCCCCUCGGCCUGGUGGAAAUGCCUCCCUAGUAGCAUCAAGACCCUGCGGGACCGUAAGGAUUUCCACAGGCUCUGCAAAACAGAGCUAUUCCACCAGGCCUACAACUGA